AUGGACCAUCGCAAGGAGGAGCUCGAGAAGAAGCGCGCCAAGCUGGCCGAGCUGCGGCGCCAGCGCGAGGAGCGCAAGCGCCAGGCCACGCAGACACGCGAGCAGCUCCAGCCGGCAUCGCCGACAGCAUCCAGAAUCGACAUCAACGACCUCGUCAACUCACUGGUCGGCGAACGCUCGCGCUCGCGCUCCAACACCGGCUCCGAGUCGGCGCUCCUGUCGCGCGAGUCGUCGGAAUCGGCCGCGAGCGGCGCGCCCGACCAGCCCGCUGCAGCAGCCGACACGCCGCGCGCCUUCCGCACGGCCGAAAUGGUUGUCAUUGACUUUCCGCCGCGCGAGCGCGUGGUGUACAACAAGGGCGUGCAGACGGCCGCUACCGACGCCGGGUCUGGCGCCGACGCCGACGCCGCGCUUUUGUCCGAGGCCGAGGUCGCGCGCCGCGUGCGCGAGCAGCGGGAGCGCGACGAGCGCGCGCGCGCGGCCCGCGAGGAGGACGCCCGCGUGCGCGCCGCCGAGGCCGCCGAGCGCGAGGCGCAGCGCGAGGCCGAGGCGCGGCGGCUGACGGACACGCAGCUCGGCGGCAUUCGCGCGCUGGACACCGACUACGACGUCACCGUCGACUACGCGCGCGCGCAGGCCGGCGACGCGAGCGACGCGCGCCCGCAGCUGGCGCUGGUGGCCGCGCUGGGCGACGAGCGCACGCGCAACCGCGCCGUCAUGGACCUGGCGUGGUCGGCGCGCUUCCCCGAGCUGGUGGCCGCCGCGUACAACCGCAACCCGACCGCGCCCAACGAGCCCGACGGCGUCGUCGCUGUGUGGAACGCCCACUCGCGCGCGCGCCCCGAGUUUGUCUUCCAUGCGCCGUCCGACGUGCUGCAGGUCGCCUUCUCGGACUUUGACGCGCACCUGCUGGUCGGCGCCGCCUACUCGGGCCAGCUGCUGCUGUGGGACACGCGCGCCAAGGCCCAGCCGGUGCUGCGCACGCCGCUGACGGCCGCCGGCCACACGCACCCGGUCUACGCACUCAAGGUCGUCGGCAGCACCAACGCGCACCACGUCGUCAGCGCAUCGUCCGACGGGCUCGCCUGCGCCUGGCAGCUUGACAUGCUGGCCCAGCCGCAGGACGCGCUCGACCUGACCAACCCCGCCCACGCGCGCACCGACGAGGUCUCGGGCGUCGCGUACCCCGUCAACCGCUACGACCGCGCCGGCUGCAAGGCCGGGCUCAACGCGCUCGACGCGUACCGCGCGCACACCGCGCCCAUCAACUCGCUGCGCUUCCACCCGCCGGGCGCCGCCGCCGACUUCGCCGACCUGUUCCUGACUGCGUCGUCCGACUGGACCGUGCGCCUGUGGCGUGCGCGCCCGGCAGCCAAGCCGGCAUCGGCUGUGCCCACCGACAUGCGGCCGCUGCACACCUUCGAUGCCUUUGACGACUACGUCUACGAUGCGCGCUGGUCGCCCGUGCACCCGGCCGUCUUUGCGUCGGCUGACGGCGCCGGCCGCCUGGCGCUGUGGAACCUCAACGCCGAUGUCGAGCUGCCCGUGUACGCCGCCCACCCAGAGUCCGGCCGCGCCCUCAACAAGCUUGCGUGGGACCGCCCCGGCCGCCGCAUCGCCACCGGCGGCGCCGACGGCCUGGUCUACCUGUACGACGUCGGCGACCUGGCCACGCCGCGCCCGGACGACGCCGCCAAGUUUGCGCGCGUCGUCGCUGAGAUGGCCUCGGCAUGA
Kickxella alabastrina is the source of this 1734-nucleotide messenger RNA. RefSeq names its product WD40-repeat-containing domain protein. The transcript is spliced from 5 exons. Gene Ontology annotation, cellular component: cytoplasmic dynein complex. The coding region runs from base 1 to 1734 and encodes 577 amino acids. Gene Ontology annotation, molecular function: dynein heavy chain binding; dynein light chain binding. Gene Ontology annotation, biological process: transport along microtubule. The record is from RefSeq and is a predicted model, not a curated record. NCBI's taxonomy places the organism in Eukaryota, Fungi, Kickxellomycota, Kickxellomycetes, Kickxellales, Kickxellaceae.